AAAACCCUCUGAGGGACCCAGACUGCUGUAAUCUGAAGUCCGCCUCAGUCAGGGGACAGACGCAGGAGACGAGUGGACAUGUCCCACCUUCUGACAAACACCAUCACUUUACAUCGCUCUGGAGCGUCCUAAAAGUUGUCCAGCAGAGGAGACAGACAGGCAGCGCGCGUCUUCUUCUUUUUGGACUCUUGCUGCUCGUUUUGACCGGACGUCCCGGUGAGUCCAGUCGUCAUGUCCUCCGGUGGUCUCUCGGACCAGAGUCGGCGGCUCAGCGUGCUGUCCUGGGACCAGGUCCGGCGGUUGGACUCCAUCCUGGGGGAGACCGUCCCGAUCCACGGCCGCGGAAAUUUCCCCACGCUGUCUGUCAAACCCCGACAGAUCGUCCAGGUGGUCAGGGCUCGCCUGGAAGAGCGUGGCGUGAUGGUCCAUGAUGUCAAACUCAACGGAUCCGCCGCCAGUCAUGUGCUUCACCAAGACAACGGACUGGGCUAUAAAGACCUGGACCUGAUCUUUGGUUUGAGUCUCACUGAUGACAGAACCUUCCGUCUGGUGAAGGACGUGGUGUUGGACUGUCUGGUGGACUUCUUGCCUGACGGUGUGUCCAGAGAGCGAAUCACGGCCCUCGCCUUGAAGGAGGCGUAUGUCCAGAAACUGGUGAAGGUUUGCACUGAGACGGACCGCUGGAGCCUCAUCUCACUGUCCAACAACACGGGCAAGAACGUGGAACUGAAGUUUGUGGAUUCCCUACGAAGGCAGUUUGAGUUCAGCGUGGACUCCUUCCAGAUCACUCUGGACUCGUUGCUGCUGUUUGACCGCUGCUCGGAGACGGCCAUGUCCGAGACCUUCCACCCCACUGUGCAGGGGGAGAGCAUGUACGGAGACUUUCAGGAAGCUCUGGACCACCUUCGCUCCAGGAUUAUUGCUACUCGUAGCCCAGAAGAGAUCCGCGGCGGUGGCCUACUGAAGUACUGCCACCUGCUGGUAAGAGGCUUUCGGCCAUCCUCUGAGGUGCAGAUGAAACAGAUGCAGCGCUACAUGUGCUCGCGUUUCUUCAUCGACUUUCCUGACAUAUGUGAGCAACAGAGGAAACUGGAGGGGUAUCUGCAGAACCACUUUGCGGGCAUGGAGCAGAAGCGAUACGAGUACCUGCUGACUCUGAGGGACGUGGUAGACGAGAGCACCGUGUGCCUGAUGGGCCACGAGCGCCGACAGACGCUGGCACUUAUUUCUGCCCUGGCGCUGCGUGUGAUGGCUGAGCAGAUCGCCAUCCCUGCUCUGUCCAACAUCACCUGCUACUACCAACCUGCCCCCUACGUCAGAGACGUCAACUUCAGUAAUUACUACGUGGCCCAGGUUCAGUCAGCCAUUGCCACGUGCAGUAACUCUUAUCAGACAUGGCUGCCCUGCAGCUGAGCGAGGACAUUUAGGGUGCGAACGUCUCUGGAGAGCUUUUGGUUUUCACUUCACUUUGAUAUAAACUGAGUGUUUUCAGUGCUCAGUACCUCUGUAGCAAUGUGGCUUUUUGAUUUGAUGCCCAUCGAUGACAAAAAAGAAUUAAUACGUCUUUUGUUUGCCAAAUGUAUCAAAACCAUUCCACUAAGUUACACUCAUCAGCCACUUUAUUUAGGUACAUCUUGCUAGUACCAGGUUGUACUGCCUUUUAAUUCUUUGUAUCAUACAUUCAGCAAGGUGUUGGAAACAUUGACUUGAUGACAUCACACAGUCCGUCCAUUCAACCAGUCUAUCCAUUCUCCUCUGACCUCUGACAUCAACAAGGCAUUUUCAUCCACAAAACUGCUGCCCACUGGAUAUCUUCUCUUUUUUGGUCCAUUCUCUGUAAACCCUAGAGAUGGUUGUGGUUGUAAAUCCCAGUAGAUCACAGUUUCUGAAACUCUGACCAACCAGCCUGUCUGCCACGUUCAAAGUCACUUAAAUCCUCUUCCUUCCCCAUUCUGAUGCUCAUUUUGAACUUCAGCAAGUCGUCUUCACCACAUCUGGAUGUCUAAAUGCACUGAGUUGCUGCCAUGUGAUUUUGGCUGAUUAGCUGUUUAAAGUUGAACAGGUGUACCUAAUAAAGUGGCCAGUGAGUGAACGUUAACAAAACCUGCUGUAAAUCUCAUUUGAGCCAUUAUACCUUUUUCUGUUCUUUCGUAAGCAGUAUGGAGGUUUAUUUUGGGUAAAAAUGGAGGGUUGACAUGUUACCAAGCUUCAUCUGUUGCGUUUUGUUUGAUGCAAAUCUGUACUGGGUCAAGAAGAAAAUGUAAAUAGCUUGAAAGAAACUAGAAAUCUGUUUUCUGUUCUGUCUGUGGUUUCAGUUGACCUGCCUGGGAGAGACAAAGGACCAAAGAAAUGCUUUUCUAGCCAGACUAAAUGUGGUUCUAAGUGCCUGAAACUAAUGCCUUUAUAGUAGUUACUGUGUAAAAGUUGUUUUUUUUCUAAAAAAAAGAAAAAAAAGUUACUGUACAUUUCUAUAUCUAGGUUCAGCGUAUUUGUUUUUCAAUUAUUAAAACAUGUCAAAAUGGAAAAA
Molecule: messenger RNA, 2527 nt
Organism: Thalassophryne amazonica
Lineage: Eukaryota; Metazoa; Chordata; Actinopteri; Batrachoidiformes; Batrachoididae
Gene: tent5bb
Product: terminal nucleotidyltransferase 5Bb
Exons: 2
Coding region: 232-1413 (393 amino acids)
Biological process (GO): mRNA stabilization
Molecular function (GO): poly(A) RNA polymerase activity; RNA binding
Source: RefSeq, a predicted model, not a curated record